AAUAUUAAAUGAAAGUAUUAUUUAAAUAUGUUCAUUUACAGGUCUGUGAUAACGCUCUGAGGAUUCGUUACAUCAAUGCAAGAUAUCCUGGGGCAACACACGAUGCUACGGUUUUCAAUAUGUCUUCUUUAAAACCCCAAUUAGAAGAUGACUACCGCAGGGGUGAAAGGAAUUUAUUAUUAGGUGACGCAGGAUAUGCUUUACAGCCGUAUAUGCUUACCCCAUUCCGGAACCCCGAUGACGGAUCAGUGCAGGGUAUAUUUAACAAAAGGCAUGCAAAAGCUAGGAAUAUUGUGGAACGCACGAUUGGGGUGUUGAAAAAUCGGUUUAGGUGUUUGUUAGGUGCUCGUGCGCUGCACUAUGAGCCAAAGAAAUCCACCCAAAUAAUAAACGUUUGCGUAGCACUGCACAAUAUAUGCAUUUUUUACAAUGUUGAGUCUUCGAAUGAAGAAAUUUAAUAGCCAAGACCCAGAAAACUAUGAAGAUCAAGGUGACAUCAAUGUUCAAGCUGGCCAUAUAAAUCAA
Molecule: messenger RNA, 525 nt
Organism: Rhagoletis pomonella (apple maggot)
Lineage: Eukaryota; Metazoa; Arthropoda; Insecta; Diptera; Tephritidae
Product: putative nuclease HARBI1
Exons: 2
Coding region: 9-458 (149 amino acids)
Source: RefSeq, a predicted model, not a curated record